Molecule: messenger RNA, 3928 nt
Organism: Pogona vitticeps (central bearded dragon)
Lineage: Eukaryota; Metazoa; Chordata; Lepidosauria; Squamata; Agamidae
Gene: TMEM63A
Product: transmembrane protein 63A
Cellular component (GO): plasma membrane
Molecular function (GO): calcium-activated cation channel activity; nucleic acid binding
Source: RefSeq, a predicted model, not a curated record
CACGGGUUUCAGCCUGGACGCUAUCACGCCAGCGCAUGCGCGGCUUCGGCAAUCACCUGUUGUUGUUUUUUGACUUUAUAUGAGGCGCAAGAGAGACCGCUCGUUUUCUCGGUGGCUUUUAAGGAUCACUAAGACCGGCCGGCGGCUCAAGCCACGGAGCCCGGGCGGCUUCUCUCUGGGGUGUGGGGCGCUCGGAAAACAUCUCCGCCCCGAGCUGUCUGUCACUCAGUCACUGCCGCCGGACCGAGCCAGCAGCAGCAGCCGGACAGGAGCUCUCUCUCUCUCUCUCUCUCUGUCUCACCCGAGCGGGAGGGGCGGAGAGACACACACCCUCGGCCCCACGGCUCGCCGCAGGAAGGGUGGCGCUUCCUCCUCCCCCCCCCACAGCGCUUCUCCCCACCAUCUGUCCCCAGAGACUUCCUGCUUUCCGAGAGAGGAGAGGGACGGGAAGCGGGUGUGGGUGUGUGGGGGUGGGGGUGUCGUCCCGGCGGCCUUUUGAGCUUCCUCCGAAAAUUCUUCACCGCAAACCCCCCCAGGACCGGUUGACUUCGGGCAAGCCCUCCUUUAUGUCUGCCUGCCUCCAUUUUCUAUGAUAGCCUUCGGGGGAAUGUGCUGUUUCUCGUCAGGAGGGUUCAAGGCGAAGCGGCUCUGUGGCGUGUUUGGUCCCUUCGUUUGGUUGUAACUGGCCUGUAAUACUUCCUUUUCUAAGUGAGACAACAUGAUUCCAUUUGUAUCCCUGGAUGUUUCACAUUCACGUCUAAGUUACCUGUCGGAUAGGGCUAGAGCUGCUAACUCUUCAAAUGGGACCUACUGCUACAGUACUGCCCAGGGAAGCACUGUGCUUCAAGGAGUGACCUUCGGUGGAGUGCCUACUGUUCUGCUGCUUGAUGUAACUUGCUUUUUGUUGUUAAUGCUGAUAUUUUCCAUUAUAAGAAGAAGAUUCUGGGAUUACGGUCGCAUUGCACUGGUAGCAGAAGCUAACAGUGACUCCAAAUAUUAUAGAUUAUCGACUUCUUCUAUUCCUGAUGAACUGGACCCUAAUGAGGGUUUCUGUUCUUGGAUGGUAUCUGCCUUUCGAAUGCAUGAUGAAGAGAUUCAUGCCAAGUGUGGGAAUGAUGCCAUUACAUAUCUCGGUUUUCAGCGCCAUCUCAUCUGCUUGUUGAUUGUUAUCAGCAUGCUGUCUUUGUGUGUCAUACUGCCUGUAAAUCUAUCAGGUGACUUACUUGAUAAAGACCCUUACAGUUUUGGAAGAACGACUAUAGCAAACCUGCAAACAGGCAAUGAUCUUCUCUGGCUACACACAAUUUUUGCUGUUAUUUAUCUGAUUUUAACAGUUUUGUUUAUGAGACAACAUGCCAGAAGCAUCAGAUACAAUGAAGAAAGCAUAGUAAAACGUACAUUGUUCAUAACAGGUCUUCCCAAAAGUGCUGAGAAAACAAGCAUACAAAAUCACUUAAAUACAGCAUAUCCAACCUGCCACGUUCAAGAGAUCCAGUUAUGUUAUGAUGUAGCCAACCUUAUCUAUCUGUUUGGAGAGAGAAAAAAGGCAGAGAAGAGUGUAGAAUACUAUACACAAAUGAAUCGGAGACUUGGUAAGCGAAGCCUCAUAAACACAAAACCAUGCGGCCAGUUUUGCUGCUGUGAUGUCAGAGGUUGUGAAAAGGAAGAUGCUAUAGAUUACUACACAGGGGUUACAGAAAAAUAUAUGGAAGAAUAUAUGAAAGAGGAAAAAAAUAUUUAUAAUAAGCCACUGGGAAUAGCUUUUGUAACAUUCCAAGAGAAAGCCAUGGCAACACAUAUUCUUAAAGAUUUCAAUGCCUGUAAGUGUCAAGGAUAUAAAUGUAAAGGAGAACCCCAGCCAUCAGCCUACAGCAAAGAACUAUGUGUCUCAAAGUGGAAUGUUGCAUAUGCUACCUAUCCAGAAGACAUUUGCUGGAAUAAUCUUUCAGUUCAAGGGCUGAAAUGGUGGUUUAGGUGGCUUUGCAUCAAUUUGCUACUUUUUGUUGUGCUCUUUUUCCUGACAACUCCUUCGAUCAUUAUCUCAACAAUGGACAAGUUUAAUGUAACAAAGCCUAUUCAUUAUCUUAAUAACCCUGUUGUUAGCCAGUUCUUCCCAACAGUCCUUCUGUGGUCCUUUUCAGCUUUGCUGCCAACUAUCGUCUAUUACUCCACACUGUUUGAAUCACAUUGGACAAAGUCUGGUGAAAACAGAAUAAUGAUGCAUAAAGUUUAUGCAUUUAUGAUCUGCAUGGUGCUAAUUCUGCCUUCACUGGGUUUGACCAGUCUUGAUUUCUUCUUUCGUUGGGUGUUUGAUGAAGAAUCUGAAUCUAGAGUUAGAUUAGAAUGUGUCUUUCUCCCUGAUCAGGGAGCUUUCUUUGUGAAUUAUGUGAUUGCAUCCUCCUUUAUUGGCAAUGGGAUGGAAUUACUCCGUUUGCCAGGUCUUAUGUUGUACACUAUUCGCAUGAUUCUGGCGAAAUCUGCUGCUGAGAGGAAAAACAUUAAGCAGCAACAAGCAUUUCAGUUCGAGUUUGGAGCGAUGUAUGCAGAGACACUGUGUGUUUUUACAGUCAUCAUGGCUUACAGCAUCACUUGUCCUAUUAUUGUCCCAUUUGGGUUAAUUUAUAUGCUGCUGAAGCAUACAGUUGACCGCCACAAUCUCUACUAUGCAUUCCUGCCUGCAAAGCUAGAGAAGCAGAUCCAUUUUGCAGCUGUGAACCAGGCUCUCGCAGCUCCAAUUCUCUGCCUCUUUUGGCUGUAUUUUUUCUCCUUUUUGAGACUAGGUUUCAAAGCGCCUACAACUUUAUUUACAUUUCUGGUUUUAGGUAUAGCAAUUGUUAUUUGCUUGGGUUAUACCUGCUUUGGCUGCCUCAAGUACCUGAGUCCCUUGAAUUACAAAAUAAAAAGCAGUGUUUCCAGUGAAACCACAGAUGAGUCUGAUCUACCAGCAGCACCCAAAUCCUCUGUGUUUGUCCCUUACGUUCUGCAACGUAGUCCUACUGAGAGGACAGUUCUGGCUCAUUUUGACCAGCAGGGCUAUGGUACCAUGUCAGAGAACUCUGCAAUUGAUGAAAAUAUGCUCCGCUUCUCUUAUGCUGAAGAGCCUGUUUUCCUUGGAGACACAUAGAAAUGUGUAUCUGGGUGUUGUCAUGGACAAACACAAGGUGGCGCCCUUGGCCUUCCUUCAGAAGAGCAAUUUCACAGAACAUUCUUAUUUCAAAAGAAUCAUUGAUCUGGCCAUUCAGAAGGUUUUCAAUUGUGCUGAUUUUACUAAGUUGCCAGUUUGGGAUUGGUUGCUUUUAUAGGUCAUGACACAAACUGUGGCACAGGCAUACUGAAUAACCGGGACCAGAGAUGGUGCUUCGGGUUUACUUGUUUGCCUUCAUGGGGAAAUUAGACUGUACAAGCAAGUGCUAGAUCACUGAUGUUUGUUAAACACUUGGGGGAUUAUUUAUUCCAAAGGCAGCACUUUUUUCUGUAUGUUUAAAAAAAACAUUGGAAAAGCCAAGCAAAUGAAAUUGGGGAAGUGUGUGUUUCUUUUCUAGUAAAAGAGUAUUCUUCCCUCCUAGAAAAGAGAUUUUCCUGGAAAUGUAGAGGGAAGGAUGUACUUGUAAGUAGAGGAUUUGGGGUGGUCAGCAAUAUUUAUUUGGCAGCUUCAAAGUAUGGACUGCAUUUAUUAAUUUUCGGGUCACUGUUUUAAGGGCCUCACUCAAGGGAAGCUUAAUUUAACAAGCAAUAAAGCAUAUGAGCAUUUUAUUGUUUUUAAUCUCUGGCUUACUAAAAAAAAGGUUAUCUUCAAGUGCCAAGAAUAUCACAAAUACUGUAUAAUGUUAGGUUGUUUUUAAAUUAUGAUGUAGGUGUCAAAUUUCUACAGGAAGCUAUAUUGGAAAUAAAUGAAAUUAAGUGAUCACAUUUAAUAAAACACUGAAUU